Molecule: messenger RNA, 4998 nt
Organism: Ceratina calcarata
Lineage: Eukaryota; Metazoa; Arthropoda; Insecta; Hymenoptera; Apidae
Product: metallophosphoesterase 1
Exons: 11
Coding region: 444-2330 (628 amino acids)
Biological process (GO): GPI anchor biosynthetic process
Molecular function (GO): hydrolase activity
Source: RefSeq, a predicted model, not a curated record
GUAAAUGCUAAACGUUGAACUGAACGUGUCAGAUCCCUGCAAAAAAAAGCUGGGGGCAGCAGUAGUAUGGGGAACACGCAAAACCCGGCCGUGAGCACUCUCAGUUCCUCUCUGUUCUAGGCAACUUUUCGGAUUGACUGUAUUCUACCGCCAGGUGGCAAUAAGAUUUUAGAACAUAUGGUUGGCUGGGUAAAUGUAUAUAAUAUAAAUCACCACAUUUAUAAAUAUUAAUGUAGAUAACGUGAAUUAAAUCUUAACAAUGUUAAUAUUGCUCAUACGAUCCUAAGUUCAAUUGCCGUCCGUGAACUUCAUCUAGAAUCAACAUCUGAAUUCCUAUGACUUCUCGUUUCUCAACUUGCGGAAUGUUUACAGGAAUAUUCCCUUUUAAAUAUGAAACAUAUGAAUCUCGUUCACGUUUCUGAAUAUAUUUUAAAUUGCACAAAAUGUUAGAGACCAGAACGUCCGUGUGUAAAAGAUAUUUAACCGAAGCUACAAUAGCCUUGCUGUGCGUCUUCAUUUUCUGUGAAUAUUUAUUGUAUUAUGUCGUUCUCAUUCAAUGCUCGUGGCCAAUUUUGGAUCCACGUAAAAUUGAUGUAACGAUCCCUGAACCAAAACUAGAAGAAACUCCUGUGCAUGCAAUGUUUAUUGCAGACACUCACUUAUUAGGUCCUAAAAAAGGACAUUGGUUUGAUAAACUGAAAAGGGAAUGGCAAAUGUACAGAGUAUUCCAAACUAUGAUUACACUUCACAAGCCAGACAUCAUUUUUAUAUUAGGUGAUUUGUUUGAUGAAGGACAAUGGAGCAGUUCUACAGAGUUCGAUCAGUACAUGCAAAGAUUUCAUUCGUUAUUUUCAGUACCUAAGAACACUCAUCUUUACGUCGUUGCUGGAAAUCAUGAUAUUGGAUUUCAUUAUGCAAUCACACCGUAUUUGAACCAACGUUUUGUUAAUGGUUUUAAGACGCCAAGCGUGAAAAGAGUUACUAUGAGGGGGAAUCACUUCGUCUUGAUAAAUAGCAUGGCUCUAGAAGGGGACGGUUGUUUCUUGUGUAGCCCCACAGAAGCUGCAUUAAAUAAAAUUGCCACACAUUUGAAAUGUGCGAAGAAUAAUGGGAACUAUUGUAAAGGUAAUACAAUUUCAAGAUACAGCAGACCAAUUGUUUUACAGCAUUAUCCGAUGUAUCGGGAAUCGGAUGAAAUUUGCAAUGAGUCUGAUCAAGCCCCGGAUGACAUAAAAAGCAUCAAGUUCAGGGAACGAUGGGAAUGUUUAUCGAAGGAAGCAUCCGAACAACUUUUGGACAUACUGAAUCCGAGACUUACAGUAAAUGGCCAUACUCAUCAUGGCUGUAGGAGACUGCAUAGAAAUGAUAUAUUGGAAGUUACAGUACCGUCAUUCAGUUGGCGUAAUAAAGACAAUCCUUCGCUCUUGCUAGCAAUCGAUGAGAUGGAACAAAGGGAUCUCCCACAAGCGUUUCGCUUGCUCGGGGAGAUGAAUGCCAAUGUUUUACAAGUGAACCAGCUUGUAGACAAUAUGUUAGUCCGUGUCAAGAAUGGAGAAAUUUCUACAGACAAGGGUCUUAGUUUUCUAGAAAUGAAAUAUCAUAUGUUACUAUCUUAUUUGAUUAAUUUGACGUAUGUAGUUCUGAGAAAAUGUUCUGGUGAACGUAUAGAAGGAGACCCGUCGAUCGAUCGCUUAAUCGAAAUAAGAACUGUCCUAGAGAAAAUCCGACCAAUAGAUCACAAAUUAAAAUAUCAAAUAGAUAAACUUGUUAAGACUGCUGUAACUGGUACUAUUAACAGUGACGAUCCAACUAAUUUUAAAGCAAACCCAGACGCAUUUGAUAGUAACGACGAAGAAUCUGAUAGCGAUCAAGAUGGUAUAGAUGGUUUUAAAGCAUCGCAGGCAAGGAAGUCUAACAUCUAUGUACCACCAAAGCUUGCUGCUGUACAUUAUGACGGAGAUGAGACACUUGCUGAGAAAAUGCGUAAAGCGGGUGAGAGAGCCCGCAGACGUGCAGUGUCAGGUGCUGUUUUGAGAGAGUUAAAGGAAGAAUAUUUAGACGCGCCUAUCGAGGAUACACACGGUCUAGGCGAGAAACAGGCCAGCCUAGGUCGCGAGAAUAAGCGAAAGGUAGAAUACGAGGAGAAUUACAUGACGCGUUUGCCUGUUACCAAACAAGAAAAACACAGACAUCGCCAAAUGACGACUAUCGGUACACUCGGAGAAGAGAUUACAACAUUCGGGGAAUCGUCUUCUGUGUCCGCUAAAAAGAGGAAAGCUCAAAAAAAGGGCAAAGCUAAAAAAAGUUUCAAGAAAAAACGGCAUCAUUAAAUCGAGUUCAUAAAAAUUUGAGAAGCUGGAUUUCGUACAGCAUUAAUAAUUAAGGUAAAGCGCAAAUUUACUUCAAUUCUUCUUCGACAAACGCAGAUGCCAUUAAUACUCGUUAAUAAGUUAAGCUAAAUAACUCAUAAAUAACUAGUAAUAAAAAAACAACCGUCGACGGUGAAAUAAAAUAGCACGAUGGUAAUUUAUUACUACAUAAGACAUACUAAUGGUCGUGUAAUUGAUAAUUAUAGUUAAUAAUGAUUUUAAUCUUUAAUUGUUGUCUAAAAUCAAUUUUUAUCUGUGGAGUUGAAAUGUUCCAUGAAUCAUAAGAAAUGAUAUUCCGACGAUAUGAAGUAACGCGAAGAAUAAUGUCGAGGUACAUACGAGCUUAACUAAUAAAAAAAGAGAAAAUUUUACGUAUAAUCGUGACACAGUUAAUCAAAUAAUGGAUUUCGGCUCCAAGAUCGAAAAUUGUAAGUUAAACGUACAAGUUGAAAGCAGAAGAACUUUCUGCUUUAUUUUGAGAUAUUCUCCAGCUAUAGAUGAGAAAACCAGUAACAUAGCAGAAGGGGAUUAACUGUUACAGAAGCGUAAAAAAUCACAAGACAUUCAAUACGAGAAUUAGAGAAUUCAAAUUUAAUAAGAGGAAGAGGAGAAAAAAAUUAACUUUAGAACUUGCAAACAUUCAGCAAAUUCUAAACUAACGCUCAUCGUGGGAUGUCCCGAGUCUUAGGAUUUUCUCGCUAUUUUAGAGUAGUGUAGUAGUUAAUAGUUUUACUAUUAUAUGUACGUUUCGUUUGUGUUUUUCCCCUGGUAAAACUGUUGAGGCUAUUAUAUCUCGAUGUGAGUCAUAUUUUACGUUAAAUUUAAUUUCUUUUUACAAUGUGUCCAUGCAUUGUAAUUGUUGUUUUAACUUCGAGGUUGAUUUGAUUAAGUUGUUAAACUUAUAUUAAAAGUAAUAUAAGGAUAACACGAAUGUGUCAAAAUUCAAAAUUGAUAUUGUCAAUUUCUCGAUGUCUAUUUUAAGUUUACUGUAUUUAGUUUUUGUCGGGAGGGGGUAUAUGUGAUAUUGAAAGAAAAACAAAUAUACGAAGACUAGAGCGAAAGUCACUUCUGCAAUAGACUAAAGGAGUUUGUACAAUCAAAUUGUAAUGAAUAUCCGUCUCUUGUGGUUAAAUAGGUUCCAUUUUUUAUGUGUCAGAGAUGAUAAUAUACUUUGGGUGUGUUUUGAGGCCCAAGAACAAUGUUUCCUUUUCGACGCGAAAGAGAAAUGCAUUUAACACAGAUAUCAGAUCUGGACACUUUUGUCCAGCACGCGUUCCUGCAGAAGUGAUCCGCGUUACCUUCAAAAGUACUAAUUCGCUGUAUGCUAACCAAGGGCUCAACCAUCCAUAGAUGUUAUAUUUUUUACAAAAGUGUUCAUAGAUUGAGCUAACUUGGUGACGCAUAAUGUUACAUGUGCCCUCUCUUUUUCAAUCUGUGAAGACGAUUAAAAUGUGAUAAAUUAUUCAUGAAAUAAUAGUUAAAGAAACUAACGGAAUAGCACAAUUGCUGGGCAUUAUUUACAAGUGCUAGCAAGCCUAAUGUCAGCAGCCUUGUCGUAUUUGGUAAUGAAGUUGGGAUACUGAAUAGCGGGAAGAUUUUGAUUAAUAAUUGUCAAGACGUAUUUACAAAUGGUCUCAUGCUCGUUUCACGUACGGCAUGUACAGAAAUAAUUAAGACGAAAUUUACAAUAGGUUCUCAAAAUUUGCCCGACAUUUAGUUUUCUCAUACUUAAAACAUAGAUGAUAAUUUUUUAAGCACACUUACACAACUGAAAUAACUGUAAGUCCAAAAUAUCGACGUACGCGAGAGCACGAUAUUAUAUGUACAUAUAUUUCUCAUUUCUAUAUUCUCGAAACUGUUUAUAUAUGCUCGUUGGAAAAGACGCAACAAAUAGAUCUGAACAGAAAUGUUUUCAGAAACACCUACGAAUUGCAUCUGUUUACUGCAAAGAGUGCUGCAAAACUGUUUCCUACAUGUUUUCACAUAUUUUGGACUUAUAGUAAAGGUGUAUGGGUGCGAGAAAUAUUCAUGUGAGACACAUAUCCGCACACAACUUAUAGCAGCAAAGUAAUAGGAUUACAUUGAAUAACACUACCUCAAAUCAAUAGAAAUAUGGAUUUACAAUAAUGGAAACUGCGUCAGUUACGUUUACAUCGUUGUGUUAUAUUGUUCAUUUAAUAACGUUUUAUAUACCGUAAUUUCGUUAUAAUGGGAAACACAUUAUGCCUUACGAAGAGAAGUAUUUAAGGGAUUUGUUAUCUUCGGCCCGCGUGGCGGGUCGCGAAUUUUUUAGCUAAUGUACAAAUGAGACGCAAAAUAUGUAAACGUUACUGCGGGCAGGGGGUUUAAAAGUAGUUCUUCAAAUUCAACAACGCUGCCGAAUACUAAACUAAAAAAAAUGAAUGGGAAAACGAAAUAUCUUUGUAGCAAGGGAAACGAGAUAAGGAUGGUUUAUUGACUACAUUCAUAGUCUGAAGAAUGUAAAAUUUUAUUUGAUAAAUUUCCUAUGAUUUAUUAAUUCUAUUAAGACAAUUCAAUGUGUGUGAGAGAUAAAAGAGAGCAAGAGCGUGCGCAAGAGAGAGAAUUACCUGUAUAUUACAAAUGGUUAUUACGAAUGAUUAUUAUGAAU